AUGAAGACAAGAGAUACAUAUGAAGUAUGUUUAACAUGGAAAAGUGGAUAUCCAGAGUUAGAAAGCAACAAAGAAUUAACCACUAAACGCUUGAUGUCAAUUACAAAAAAUCCUAUUCGAUCACGACAUUUAAGCGAAUAUGAUGAUGUGUUUAAUGAAUGGAUUCGAGAGGGAAUUAUCGAAAUUGUAGAUGAAGAUAAGAAUAAAGGACACUAUUUAAAUCCUCAUCCUGUAAUAAAGACUGGAGAUACAACUACAAAGAUUCGCCUAGUUUUCGAUGCCUCAGCAAAAGACUCUAAAGGAAAUUGCUUGAACAAUUAUUUAGAAAAGGGUCCAAAUUUAUUAGAAUUAGUACCAAAAUUGUUAAGGCAAUUUCGUAAAAAUGCUAUUGGAAUAACAUCAGAUAUUAAAAAGGCCUUCUUACAAUUCAGCCUGAACCCAAAGGAUAUAGAUUAUUUUAAAUUUUUAUGGUGGAAAGAUUUUUCAAGACAAGAAGAAUUGAUCAUCCUGAGACAUUGCCGAGUGGUAUUUGGUGCUUCUCCUAGCUCAUUUUUAACUGAGGCAACGACAGCUCAUCAUCUAGAGAAUUUUCCAGAUGUUAGGAAGGAAACAGCUCGUCAACUUCAAAAAUCUUUUUAUGUAAAUAAUUGCAUAACUAGAAACUAG
This is a messenger RNA of Argiope bruennichi, 666 nucleotides long. RefSeq lists its product as uncharacterized. Bases 1 to 666 code for a protein of 221 amino acids. The record is from RefSeq and is a predicted model, not a curated record. The transcript has a single exon. Lineage: Eukaryota; Metazoa; Arthropoda; Arachnida; Araneae; Araneidae.